UAUCAUUCGUUCAGCCUCAACACCCUAGUAAUCCUAUGAUGCAUGUCUCAACCCUUGCAAGCACGUAUCGGCUUGCGAUCCUCGAGCGGGAUGGCAGACGAAAAGCCGGAUAAGCUUUUUUUCACUAGUUAUUGCAGAUUCCCAUUCCCAUAUCUAUGAAAAUCCAUUUCUUGGAUGUGGUAUUUAUGGAUUAAUUCUGUCUUAGAUGCAGCGUUGGAUGGUGAGCCAACCACCUUACUGAACCUGAUCAACAUUCUCGCCAGUUAGGGAAAGUCAACCUCCAUUCAAGACACCAUAAAGCCCGCGUGAGCAGCGGUUAGGUAGCACGUCAUCCAUCCCACCUAUUCUCACAUACCCUUCUUUUAUCUCGUCGCAUAUGAACCGUUUCGAGUGUUAAAUACCGUGCCCUCCGAGGGUUGUGGCCCUGCCGCCAUGUCACCUCGCUCUAGAAAAACGAAGGGCUUGGGAAGAGACUCGGUUGAACCGGCUAUUUCUGAUUCGCCUAGUAAUUCUGCGGUUGAUGACGAUAUCGUGGGUUUUGAGUUAUCGGACUUGAAAGCUGUGAAGUCUACACUCCCAAAACUUCCUCGACUUUCCACCAAAAUGUCUUAUCAACCACUUGCCUCCGAUGAUCCGGAUGAGCAGAAAACUUAUGGUUCUUUAGAUACAUCGCCCAGCCAGAGUCCUACGGCUCUACUUGGCGAAAGUCUUCGCAUUGAGGAUUCUGUUCCCGAUACGGAAAACCCCUUUUUAGACACAGAAACCGCAGAGUAUUGGCGGCAAGUCUAUGAAAAUUGUCAAUAUGAAUGCAGACAUGUCUUCAAUCCAAAACUCGAAUGGACAGCCAAAGAAGAAAAAGAGUUAAUUCGAAAGCUGGACUGGAAAGUGUGCUUAUGGGCGUGCGUGAUGUUCUUCGGGUUGCAAGUAGAUCGUGGAAACCUUUCGCAAGCCGUGUCCGACAACAUGCUAGAUGAUCUAGGUCUAGAUACUAAUGACUAUAAUUAUGGUCAUUCCAUCUUCCUAGUCUCUUUUCUUCUUGCUGAAUUACCAUCUCAACUCGUAUCGAAGGCUGUAGGCCCCGACCGUUGGAUUCCCAUGCAGAUGGUUUUGUGGUCAUUCGUUGCCAUUUCGCAGUGUGCUCUUACCGGUCGCGGAUCUUUCUUGGUGACUAGGAGUUUACUUGGAUUCCUUGAGGGGGGCUUCAUUCCUGACCUCGUUCUCUGGUUGUCAUACUUCUACACGUCACGGGAGCUCCCGAUACGUCUCAGUUAUUUCUGGACGACGCUUUCAGUGACUGGCAUCCUCACUUCCUUAAUGGCGUUCGCCCUGCUGCAUCUUAGGGGUUUCCUUGCAUGGGAAGGUUGGCGAUGGCUGUUUUUAGUCGAAGGAACCAUUACUCUAUCUGUGGGGAUAGCAUCAUUUUUCAUGAUGCCCGCCUCUGCAGUUCAAACGAAGACUUGGUUCCGACCGAGGGGUUGGUUCACGGAGCGAGAGGAGACAAUUGUCGUUAACCGAGUGCUUCGCGACGACCCUUCUAAAGGUGACAUGCAUAAUCGUCAAGCACUGACGCCCAAGAGGUUAUGGGAAGCUCUGAAGGAUUAUGACUUGUGGCCACUGUACGCCAUCGGCUUCUGCGCCUAUGUACCGCAAUCACCCCCGAAGACGUACCUUACACUCACUCUUCGAUCCCUCGGGUUCAGCACGUUCAAUACCAAUAUCCUGACUAUCCCAGCAGACAUAGCGCAUAUUUUCAACCUAAUCUUGCUUACGAGAUUAUCCGAGUGGUUGAACGAACGAUCGUUGGUAGCCAUUGCACAACCUCUCUGGACUUUACCAUGUAUCUUUGCUCUAAGGUUUUGGAGUGACGUGGUUGAAGAUCGAUGGGGUACCUACGGGAUUAUGAUGACCCUACUGUCCUACCCCUAUUGCCAUGCGAUUUUAGUAGGCUGGUGUUCUAAGAACUCCAAUAAUGUCGGCACACGGACUGUCUCGGCUGCGCUAUAUAAUAUGAGCGUCCAAGCAGGAAACGUGUACGCUUCUUAUAUCUACCGCGAAGACGACAAGCCAAAAUACCGACGAGGGAACACGACACUCCUGGUUAUUAACUUAAUAUCUAUCCUCGUAUUCCUGCUUACGAAGCUCUAUUACGUCUGGAGGAACAAGCAGAAGGAGCGCAUUUGGAAUGCACUAAGCGAAGAACAGCAGGUUGAAUAUAGAAAGACGACCAAGCUCCAGGGCUCGAGGAGGCUCGAUUUUAGAUUUGCACACUAGAAUGUCGAAGGAAGCCCGGGAUUUCGGGUAUAGACGAUGGUCAUGGCGCAGGAGCGUCCAGGGAUAAUGAAUUAUAGACAAUCCCCGUGCCAGUUGGCCUACACUUCAAUACGACGAACUGCUCAAACUGCUCAACAGG
Hypoxylon trugodes is the source of this 2410-nucleotide messenger RNA. RefSeq names its product allantoate permease. The coding region runs from base 433 to 2271 and encodes 612 amino acids. NCBI's taxonomy places the organism in Eukaryota, Fungi, Ascomycota, Sordariomycetes, Xylariales, Hypoxylaceae. The transcript is spliced from 7 exons. Gene Ontology annotation, molecular function: transmembrane transporter activity. Gene Ontology annotation, cellular component: membrane. Gene Ontology annotation, biological process: transmembrane transport. The record is from RefSeq and is a predicted model, not a curated record.